This is a messenger RNA of Suncus etruscus (white-toothed pygmy shrew), 7873 nucleotides long. RefSeq names its product ALF transcription elongation factor 4 (gene AFF4). Gene Ontology annotation, biological process: regulation of gene expression. The transcript is spliced from 22 exons. NCBI's taxonomy places the organism in Eukaryota, Metazoa, Chordata, Mammalia, Eulipotyphla, Soricidae. Gene Ontology annotation, cellular component: nucleus; super elongation complex. Bases 147 to 3638 code for a protein of 1163 amino acids. The record is from RefSeq and is a predicted model, not a curated record.
GCAGGCCCGCUGCGGGAGAUGGUUCGGGCCUAGCGGAGCCGGGACUGGAGGGAAUCUAGAGCAACAGCAAAGCUGAGGUCAAACUGCCAUAAGGAUGGACACCAAGGAAGCUGUGUUUGGGACAAAAAGAAAUCAAGAUAAGCAACAUGAACCGUGAAGAGCGGAAUGUGCUGCGAAUGAAAGAACGGGAAAGGCGGAAUCAGGAAAUUCAACAGGGUGAAGACGCCUUCCCACCUAGCUCUCCUCUCUUUGCUGAGCCAUACAAAGUUACUAGCAAAGAAGAUAAGCUGUCAAGUCGUAUUCAGAGUAUGCUUGGAAACUACGAUGAAAUGAAGGAUUUUAUAGGAGAUAGAUCUAUACCAAAGCUUGUUGCAAUUCCCAAGCCUACAGUACCACCGACAGCAGAUGAAAAAUCGAACCCAAAUUUCUUUGAUCAGAGACAUGGGAGUUCUCAUCAGAGUAGUAAAUGGACUCCAGUAGGACCUGCACCCAGCACUUCUCAGUCUCAGAAACGAUCCUCAGGCUUACAGAGUGGACAUAGUAGCCAGCGGACCAGUGCAAGUAGCAGUAGUGGUACUAACAGUAGUGGUCAGAGGCACGAUCGUGACUCAUAUAGCAGUAGUGGGAGCAGUAGCCGGAAAAAAGGCCAACAUGGAUCAGAACACUCCAAAUCACGCUCUUCUAGUCCUGGGAAACCCCAGGCUGUUUCUUCAUUAAGCUCUAGUCAUUCCAGAUCUCAUGGGAAUGAUCACCAUAGCAAGGAACACCAGCGUUCCAAAUCACCUCGGGACCCUGAUGCAAACUGGGAUUCUCCUUCCCGUGUACCUUUUCCAAGUGGACAACAUUCAAAUCAGUCUUUCCCGCCUUCAUUGAUGUCAAAGUCUAGUUCAAUGUUACAGAAACCCACUGCCUAUGUACGGCCCAUGGAUGGACAAGAGUCCAUGGAACCAAAGCUGUCCUCUGAGCACUAUAGCAGCCAACCCCAUGGAAACAGUAUGACUGAAUUGAAGUCCAACAGCAAAGCACAUCUUACCAAAUUGAAAAUACCUUCCCAGCCACUGGAUGCAUCUGCUUCUGGUGAUGUGAGCUGUGUGGAUGAAAUUCUUAAAGAGAUGACGCAUUCAUGGCCUCCCCCUCUAACGGCUAUUCAUACACCAUGCAAAACAGAAACUUCCAAAUUUCCUUUUCCAACCAAGGACUCUCAGCAGUCCAGUUUCGGCUCUGGAGAACAAAAAAGAUACAAUCCUUCUAAAACUUCAAAUGGACACCAGUCUAAAUCUAUGUUAAAAGAUGACUUAAAACUAAGCAGCAGUGAAGACAGUGAUGGGGAACAGGAUUGUGAUAAGACAAUGCCACGGAGUACACCAGGGAGUAAUUCUGAACCUUCACACCAUAAUAGUGAAGGAGCAGACAACUCCAGAGAUGAUUCUAGCAGUCACAGUGGAUCUGAAAGCAGUUCUGGUUCGGACUCAGAGAGUGAAAGUAGUUCUAGUGACAGUGAAGCAAACGAACCAUCCCAGAGCGCAUCUCCUGAGCCUGAACCACCACCAACAAACAAAUGGCAACUUGAUAAUUGGUUGAAUAAAGUGAAUCCACAUAAAGUGUCACCAGCUUCUUCUGUAGACAGUAAUAUCCCAUCAUCUCAAGGCUAUAAAAAGGAAGGCCGAGAACAGAGCACUGGAAAUAGCUACCCUGAUCCAGGUGGACCUAAAGAAACUAGUUCUACUACUCCCGGACGGGACUCCAAAACUGUCCAGAAGGGAUCAGAAAGUGGGCGCGGGAGGCAAAAGUCUCCUGCACAAAGUGACAGCACAACACAAAGGAGAACUGUAGGCAAAAAACAACCCAAAAAGACUGAGAAAGCAACUGCUGAAGAGCCCCGAGGUAGCCUGAAGAUUGAGAGUGAGACUCCCGUAGACAUGGCUGCCAGCAUGCCCUCCAGCAGACACAAAGCCGCCACCAAAGGCUCCAGGAAACCCAACAUAAAAAAGGAGUCCAAAUCAUCCCCUCGACCUUCAGCAGAGAAGAAGAAGUACAAGUCAACAAGUAAAUCUUCCCAGAAAUCACGGGAAAUCAUAGAAACAGAUACCUCAUCCUCGGAUUCAGAUGAAAGCGAGAGCCUUCCUCCUUCCUCGCAAACUCCCAAGUACCUUGAGAGUAAUAGGACUCCUGUUAAACCCUCCUCCGUGGAGGAAGAAGAUAGCUUUUUUCGACAACGAAUGUUCUCUCCUAUGGAAGAGAAGGAACUCCUUUCACCCCUCAGUGAGCCUGAUGACAGGUAUCCACUCAUUGUGAAGAUUGACCUGAACCUCUUGACUAGAAUACCAGGAAAGCCUUACAAAGAAACGGAACCACCCAAGGGUGAAAAGAAAAAUGUGCCAGAAAAGCACACAAGAGAUGCUCAGAAACAAGCCUCAGAAAAAGUUUCCAACAAAGGCAAGAGGAAACAUAAGAAUGACGACGAUAACCGAACCAUCGAGAGCAAGAAACCCAAAACAGAAGACAAGAAUUCAGCAGGCCACAAGUCAUCCAGCAACAGAGAGUCUUCUAAGCAGAGUGCUACAAAAGAAAAGGAUUUGCUGCCUUCUCCUGCUCCCGUUCCUUCAAAAGAUUCAAAAACUGAGCAUAGCUCUCGAAAGAGGACUAUCAGUCAGUCUUCUUCCUUGAAGUCUAGUAGUAAUAACAACAACAAGGAGAAUAGUAGCAGCAGCAAAAGCAGUUCCUCUGCAUCAAAACAGAAGAAGACUGAAGGGAAGACAUCCAGUAGCUCAAAGGAGGCCAAGGAAAAGACUUCAAAUAGCUCCUCAAGCUGCCCUCCAUCUACCCCAACUUCUGAAGCUUCUAGGCCUCGGAGAACAAAGCUUGCCUUUGAUGACAGAAAUUAUUCAGCAGACCAUUAUUUACAAGAAGCGAAAAAGCUAAAGCAUAAUGCCGAUGCACUGUCUGAUAGGUUUGAAAAAGCUGUAUACUAUCUUGAUGCUGUGGUAUCUUUCAUAGAAUGUGGGAAUGCGUUAGAGAAAAAUGCUCAGGAGUCCAAAUCCCCAUUCCCUAUGUAUUCAGAGACAGCAGAUCUCAUCAAAUACACUAUGAAACUAAAGAGUUAUUUGGCACCAGAUGCUACAGCUGCAGAUAAAAGACUUACAGUACUUUGCCUUCGAUGUCAGUCUUUGUUAUACCUGAGGCUAUUCAAACUGAAGAAGGAAAAUGCUUUGAGGUACUCCAAAACACUGACAGAACACCUGAAGAAUUCUUACAAUAAUUCUCAAGCACCGUCACCUGGCUUAGGAAGCAAAGCUGUUGGGAUGCCUUCCCCUGUCUCUCCAAAGUUGUCACCAGGCAAUUCAGGAAAUUAUUCUUCUGGGGCCAGUAGCGCUUCAGCAAGCAGUUCUUCAGUGACUAUUCCACAGAGGAUCCACCAUAUGGCAGCCAGCUAUGUUCAGGUUACUUCCAACUUCCUCUAUGCCAUUGAAAUUUGGGACCAAGCUGAACAACUUUCCAAAGAACAAAAAGAAUUCUUUGCUGAAUUGGAUAAAGUAAUGGGCCCUCUCGUCUUUAAUGCAAGCAUCAUGACAGACCUAAUUCGCUAUACCCGGCAGGGACUACACUGGCUUCGCCAGGACGCCAAAUUGAUAUCUUGAACUCAACACAUUCUCGUUGCCUCUGAUUUUCUCCACAACACUGUGUCACAUCACGAAGGAAAACUGCCAUAACACGCCACCUAGUCAACACUAAGAAUGAGGAAUGGUUUUCUCCUCCCUGAUUCAUGCAUUGUUAUUUUUUAAAACCCAGAGCCAUCGUGUCAGUUGACCCUUCAAUAUUCCCUAGUAUGAAAAAUUAUUUAAAUAUUUAAAAAUAUACAGCACAUCAAUCAGAUGGUUUCAGUGAUCUAUAAUAAGUGAAAUUCCAGUUGCAAUUCAUGACUAAUUGAAAUUUAAUUUAUUUUAAUUUUACAGUUCCCAGUUUGGGAAUAGUUUAAAACUGAGUGUUUUUCUGCCUAUAAAUUUACACUGUUAAAUAUUUAGCAUAAGUUUUAUUUUGACAUUUUUAUUUAUAUACUUUGGGAGCUUUGUUACCUGAUAUCUUUUGUGGUAGCUCUUCUAAGAGUAAGAGUUGGUUCAUCUAAAGUAUGGACAUAUUCUUUCUAUACCUACUACCUGAUAUUAUUUCAAAUCUUAACUACAGUUUUAUGAUUACAGAAUUUUUAUUUAGUAUUAAGGGUAUUCUACAUGAAAUCACUUAAAAUGAGAAGAUGGCAUUCUACAUGUCUAAUUUGGUAUGCAUUAUUUCAAAAACUGUGAAUGUGUUAAUAACACUAUAGCAAUCACAAGGUGACUAUAGCUUGCAUUUAAUGCAUUACUUAAGAGGGCAGGCAAACUUUCUUGGAGAAACAUUGUAUGAAGGAUUUUAUAAAAGGACAAUCUUGAACUUUAUGGAUUAUAUUAAGACCAUGUGUUCUUUUUUUGUUGCUAAUCACGUGAAACAGAACAUUAUUGUUAAACAAAGGAUAAGCUAGUCUGAGGGUUGCCUGUGUCUCACUGCUGAGGUUUGAAGGGUAAAAUCUCUCUUCAGCAUUUCCUGCCCACACACUAUAUUUGAUGCUCUCUUAAGAACAUGCAGUGAUGUAGGAAUGACUGGAGCUUUGGUUGUGUGUGCUUUUUGCUCUACCGUUUACAGUUUUAAUGCCUGGCAGAUAAUUUCUUCUUCUUAACCUGUCUUCUAUUUAUUCUUUAUAUUAUGAAGGCCCUCAAUAAUGUAUGUUUCUGAUGGGAUCAGAAAAUUCAGAUUAGGAAAGCAUUUAAUUGGGUUCAUUGUCAGCUUUUUGGGAAGGGGAGGGGGAGCUGGAGUAGUGCUAAGAAGCCAACUCUGUAAGAGUUGUUUCUCUAAGGACCUUUCCCUGUAAGAUGCAUAUAGGAGUCACAGGUGAGCAAUGUACCCAGUCUGUAGUUUUGUUUUGUUUUAAAGCCCCUAUCAUGUCUGGUGUGCCUUAAAUCUUACCUUGAAAUGAGGACUGUGGAUUGUUUACAGAUGAAGUUUUACACUAGGACCGGAUUGCCCAUAUGGUUGGUCUUCUAUAGUAAUAUUUUACAUUCUCUUUUCUUCGAAACCUUAAUUUAGGGUCACAUAAGACGGAAUCCUUUCAGAAAAACUAAGACUAUUACAUGACUUAGUCUAACCUGUUGGGUAAUGCUGUUCAAAGAAAAUAGCUUGUCCUUCUCCCUAUUUCAAGAAUCCAUCUGAACAAAAAUAAGGAUUGCCCUGCUAUUUUUAAAAAUUGCUAAUGCUUGAAAUGGGAAAGGAGGAUAGAAGAUCUCCAAGCCCAGUGGUGCAGUGAGUCCUCUGUAUUUGAAACUUUUACACUUAUUUCUUAAGCUAGUGAACUUUCAUUGUCCCGUGGCCUCAAGUUUCUAGAGCCUCUUCACGGUUUCAUACCUCAAGUUGUUUUUGCAUAUCAUUGAUGAUUAAAAUCCAAAAAAAAAAUUUGUUGAGUUUGUGAACUCGUUGGAGAACCCUUGGAGAUAUUGCCUCUGAUCUUUUUAAUAGUCAUGGUGUGUUUUAGGAACAGUUUUCCUUAAGAGGACAACUUCUCAGUGAUUGUGGUAAUAAAUGUGCCACUGUUAAUCACAGAUCUCUGUCCUCUCUUUGUCUGCUUCCUCUGACUAAUUUCCUUUAAUUUGCAGUGAUGACUUAGAAAAGGAUAAAGUAUCCUCUGAGCUUUUAGGCGUUCAGCCACAGCAGCCAGGGGGGCCUCCCUGAGCUCCAGUGUGCUCGAGUCUCUUGUGUGUCUGAAGACAGCAGGAGCAUUUCUGGGAUCACACUGAUAAUUUUGUGGAAGCAGAACUUCCUGCAUGUUUUAUGGUGCUGCUCUAAGACUAUCUAUCUCUAUAUGUAUCUGUGUUAAUUCUUAGGGGAAAAAAAUUCAAGUUUUAAUCAUGGGGGAGCUUUUCCCACCAGAUGGUGAUAUGCCAAGGAUAAAAAUCCUAUUCUAAAUGAUCGAUUUUUCAAUGAAAUAGACUAUGGAAAUGCCACUCCCUCUUUUCUGUGUCCUUUUGCUCAGAAGUCUGUGUGUGUCUUCCUCAGCUCCAGCACCUACUUUGGACUCUUUUAUAGAUCACCAUUCCGCCUUCUUCAGUGUUCUCUUAACCAUUUUGAAACUGAAUUUGACAAGUGGCUAAAAACUCUCUCUGAAAUUUGUGCUCAAUAUAUAGUUGAUUUUAGAAAUAGCAACUGUUUUAAAAAUGACUCUGUUGACUGCUCUUUAAUAUCACACCUGUAUGCCAGGAGGCAGCAGCCCAUACCAUUGGACUCUACAGGCAACCAGCAACCAGCAACCCGAUUGCUGUGGGUGAAGUUGUCAUGUGCAGGUGGCAGGGGCCUUCCCCUCCAGAUGAUACAAGUUUUCCACCGGCAAUCCCAGGUGCAUUCUGGCCAGGGAUCAUUGGUCCAUUUCUUGCCCUAGUGCUACCUUUUUCUGGGCAAGCAGCCAAGAUCUGACUUUAAUUAAAGUAGUGAGUAUGUCAGAUAAAUUUACAGCUAACAUUGCUGAAGAGUGGAGAAGGUUGAUUCUCACUAAUUUAAUUCUCCAACAUAAAAGCAUUUUAAAGUAAUGUGUGCAUGUGUCCACACACACACCUGUGCUCUGGGGAGCUUUUGCACGGAUGAAUCCAUAAGGCAUCUGGGCUGCACUUUGAAUGACACAUUUGUAGCUUUAUUAGAGUCACUGUUGUUGUGUUUCUUAAAGCGUUUCUUUUCAUUAAAGAAGGGUUUCUUCAGCUAGAUCAGUCAGCAUCAUUUUGUAUUUAAUGAUAGAAUCUUUGAGAAGUUACCUUUAUUAAAUAAACGAGUUCAUGUUGUAAAGCAAGAGCCUACAAAAGGCCCCUAUUCUAAAUGACAGUUUUUGCUAUGGAGACCACAGUGCUCUCUGCAGUCUCUGAGCAGCCAGUGAGCAAGCAGCCUGUGGUCGCUGCAGUCAAGGAUGCCUAGUUGUGUAGAGGAGAGAGUUACAGCGUGCACCCUUCUAGGUGUGAGGUAUGCAACUUCAGAUUUUAAAAUUAUGUACACACACACUCUUUAUAUAUAUGUAUGUAUGUAUGUAUGUAUGAAAACAUGAAAUUAGUUUGUCAAAUGUGUGUUUAGUAUUUUAGCUUAGUGCAACAAUUUCCACAUUAUUUAUUAAAUUGAUCUAAGACACUUUCUUGUUGACACCUUGAAUAUUCAUAUUCAGGGCGUGCAAUGUGUAUUCCUUUUAGAUUGUUAAAGCUUAAUUCCUAUGAUUUGUAGAAAAUUAACUUUUAAAAUAUAUUCGAGCCCCUUCUGUAGUGUUAUAGGGCUCUUACAGGGUGGGAAGGAUUUCAAUAUUUCCAGUUGCUAAUUGAAAAUGGCCUCGUGUAUUUUGAAUUCUGGGAGUUUGCCUCUGGGUCUCUGGACCCUCUCUGAGAAAGUGUAUUAGGCAUUGUGAUCGUUCUUUAAAACAAAACCAAAAAGAGACUAAAUUGGGAAGCAAAGCAUUUCAAAUCCAUAUAGAUUCCUAUAAGUCAUUUCCAGUUCAGUUUUAUUUCAGUUUCAUGUAUUGCCCUGUUGGAGAGGCAUACUUCCUUCCAGAUGCACAUCUAAGGUUGCUGUUCGGUAAUAGAAGAGUUAAAGUAUUGAAUGACCAGAAGAUGUAGUGACAGAGGCCAAAUUGAUCAAAUGGAGAAAUUCAGUUUAGACUUCUAGACCUGAAAAAAACUAAGCCUACAAUGAACAGGAAAUAAGGUAUUAAGUGGGUGCUGAUUCUUUUCAAAUGAAAACUAUGUUAAUUAAAAAGAACUUACUGCCUCCAGAAAAGGAAACAUAUAAACUUUUAUAUAUGAAGAUAUAUAUCAACUUUUUUAAA